This is a messenger RNA of Nycticebus coucang (slow loris), 1273 nucleotides long. RefSeq names its product progastricsin (gene PGC). Lineage: Eukaryota; Metazoa; Chordata; Mammalia; Primates; Lorisidae. The transcript is spliced from 9 exons. Gene Ontology annotation, molecular function: aspartic-type endopeptidase activity. Bases 1 to 1170 code for a protein of 389 amino acids. The record is from RefSeq and is a predicted model, not a curated record. Gene Ontology annotation, biological process: proteolysis.
AUGAAGUGGAUGGCGGUGGCCUUUGUCUGCCUCCAGCUCUCGGAGGCAGCAGUGAUCAGAGUCCCCCUGAUGAGAUUUAAGUCCAUCCGAGAGAACAUGAAGGAGAAGGGCGUACUGGAGGAGUUCCUGAGGACUCAGAAUUACGACCCCGCUUGGAAGUACCACUUCGGCGACUUCGGUAUAACCAAUGGCUCCAACCUUGACAUGGAUGCUUCCUACUUUGGUGAGAUCAGCAUUGGGACUCCACCCCAGAAAUUCCUGGUCCUUUUUGACACUGGAUCGUCCAACUUUUGGGUACCCUCUGUCUACUGCCAGAGCCAGGCCUGCACCAGCCAUUCUCGCUUCAACCCCAGUGCAUCUUCUACCUACUCCACGAAAGGGAAGACCUUUCUCCUGAGUUACGGUAGCGGCCUUCUCCUCGGUUUUUUUGCCUUCGACACUCUAACUAUCCAGAACAUCCAGAUCCACAACCAGGAGUUUGGCCUCAGCCAGAGUCAGCCCAGUGCCAGUUUCAUCUACGCUGGAUUUGAUGGCAUCCUGGGUAUGGGCUACCCCUCCCUAUCCGUCGGUGGGGCCACCACAGUCUUGCAGAGCAUGAUGCAGAGGCACCUUCUCACCAGCUCCGUCUUCAGCUUCUACUUCAACAAAACCAUGGGCUCUCAGCGUGAGGGAUUUGUCAUCUUUGGGGGUGUGGACAACAAUCUGUAUAGGGGGAUGGUCUUCUGGUUCCCCGUCACCCGGAAGGCGUACUGGCAGAUUGCCAUUGAUGAGUUUAUCCUUGGCCAUAAGCGCUCUGGCUUAUGUGUUCACGGCUGCCAGGCCAUCGUGGACACAGGUACCUCUCGGCUCACUGUGCCCCAGAAUUACCUGUAUCAUAUUCUGCAGACCUUAGGGGCCAGGGUGGACUCACAAAGAGAGUAUGUUGUGGACUGUUUGAAGAUCCUGUCCCUGCCCAUCUUCACCUUCGUCAUCAACGGUGUGCCAUUCCCUCUGCCACCCACUAUAUACGUCAUUAAUAACCAGGGCCACUGCACCGUGGGAAUUGAGGCUACCUACCUGAUCUCUCCGUCCCACCAGCCCCUGUGGAUCCUCGGAGAUGUCUUCCUCAGGGCCUACUACUCUAUCUAUGACAUGACCAACAACAUGGUGGGCUUUGCCUCCGCAGUCUAGACUUGCUGCAUGGACAUGUGGGUUCCCUUCCUCCUCUUGGCCCUGCACCCUGUAGCAGGGUUCUCUCUGUUUGUCCCCUCUGGAUUCAGCCUUCCUUUUUUGG